This is a messenger RNA of Synchiropus splendidus (mandarinfish), 3890 nucleotides long. RefSeq names its product TBC1 domain family, member 25 (gene tbc1d25). Gene Ontology annotation, biological process: regulation of autophagosome maturation; activation of GTPase activity. Gene Ontology annotation, molecular function: GTPase activator activity. Gene Ontology annotation, cellular component: autophagosome. The record is from RefSeq and is a predicted model, not a curated record. Lineage: Eukaryota; Metazoa; Chordata; Actinopteri; Syngnathiformes; Callionymidae. The coding region runs from base 121 to 2667 and encodes 848 amino acids. The transcript is spliced from 7 exons.
AGAAGACGAGCAAACACCGAGCAACUGGCCUGAUGUUGUUCGGAUAAUGUAGCCGAUCACAAUGUACCGAUAGAAGAACGUCCCCGGAGAUUUUUCCGAACCAGAGGCGGAGCGUUGACGAUGGCCGGCGAGGAGGAAAGGGGGGUGGUCCGAGUCAAAGUGAAGAAAUGUGAUGGGCAGCUUCCUGUGGAGUUUCGCUCCUUUGCCGUGGAUCCUCAGAUUACUUCCCUGGAGGUGCUGCAACACAUCCUCAUUCGAGCGUUCGACUUGAACGGGAAGAGGAACUUUGGGAUCAGUUACCUGUCGCGAGAUCGAACUGGAGCUGAAAUGUAUCUGUCCCUGCUGUCAGACUGGGACUUGGACGCUGCUUUUGUUAGCGCUGCCAAGCCUUAUCUGCAGCUGAAGAUGGACAUCAAGCCUUCAGAGGACAGUCCAGUGAUGGAGGACUGGGAUAUCAUCAGCCCCAAAGACGUGAUCAGUUCUGAGCAGCUGGCUGAGAGAACCAGGACUUUAGCCUCUGCGGCUCUUCCCUUCACCCAGUCUUUACUUACACAGGUGGGUCGGACAUUGUCGCGAGUGCAGCAGGCCUUCAGCUGGUCAUAUGGCGAGGAGAUAAAGCCUUUUAAACCUCCUCUCAGUGACGCCGAGUUUCACAGUUACCUUAACGGGCAGGGCCAGUUGACCCGACCGGAGGAGCUUAGACUGCGCAUCUAUCAUGGAGGUGUGGAGCCCUCAUUGCGCAAGGUGGUGUGGCGAUACCUCCUGAACGUCUACCCAGAUGGACUUACUGGACAAGAAAGAAUGGACUACAUGAAGAGAAAAACAAGGGAGUAUGACCAGCUGAAGAGAGAGUGGACAGCCCGGGUGAGCCGGGAGGAACUGGACUUUAUUCGGGGGAACGUCCUCAAGGACGUCCUGAGAACAGACCGCGCUCACCCCUAUUACGCCGGCUCCGAAGACAGUCCGCAUCUGACGGCGCUCACAGACCUGCUCACCACCUUCGCCAUCACACAUCCACAGAUUUCCUACUGUCAAGGAAUGAGUGACAUCGCGUCCCCUAUUCUCGCCGUCAUGGACAAUGAAGCACACGCCUUCAUCUGCUUCUGUGGCAUCAUGAAACGUCUCGAGGGGAACUUCCGUCCAGAUGGACAGCUGAUGUCCAUCAAGUUCCAGCACCUGAAGCUACUGCUGCAGUACUCGGACGCAGAGUUCUACUCCUACCUGGUCUCCCGAGGCGCCGACGACCUCUUCUUCUGUUACCGCUGGCUACUUCUGGAGCUCAAGCGAGAGUUUGCCUUCGACGAUGCCCUGAGGAUGCUGGAGGUGACGUGGAGCUCCCUGCCUCCUGACCCUCCGGAAACAGAAGUGGAACUUUUGGGACCUUCACUCGAGUCAGAGGGGACUACAGGACAGCCCUCUGACAUGGACGUCACAGCUGAAGGUUGUCCUAGCAACGAUCAGAAACAAAAGGAGAAGCAGCGCAGACGACACAUGUUGAGACCUUCAAGAGAAGAGCGUGAGUUCAGCCAGAACGGAGUCCCCAUGGAAACAGAAGCCGCUGGAAAGCAGAGCGAGUGUGAUUGUAACCUGUCUCCAUCGACGAAGGUGCAAGCUGAGAUCCUGGCUCCGCCUCCAGAGAGAAAAACUAGUUUUGGAGAGUUUAAGUACUACACUGCCCGGAACAACGAUAGCUUUGAUAUGGAGGACGCUGAGCAGGCAGGAGGAGCGGGGACCUUCAGAUCAGCAGUCAUUGUCCCAGCACGACAAUCCACCAUGGAGAGUGAGGAGGACGCAGGGGAGAGCGCGCCUCUCAUUAAGAACUCUCCCUGCUCUCCAGCGUCUCCACGCCUGUUUCCAGCUGGGCUCCCUAUCUGGAAGAAUGGCUCUUCCGUCUCGCCUACCUCUUCACCCUCCAGCUGGCGAGGUGCUUCUCCUGAUUCACCGCCCAACUCUCCUCCCUCACGCACAACCAAUGGAAGUGGGGCCUUAUCAAGAACACUCCCAAAGAUGAUGUCCUCCUCCGCCCAAGUGCUCAACAGUAAUGGCGUCACCUCACCAACGUCUACUGUGAAGCCCACGAGCACGUCGCCCACCCAAAGUCGCUCCCUUCUCUCCUCUCCCAUUCUGUCUUUCGGGCGAGGCUCCUCCCUGCCAGGGCUGAGGUCUUCCACCAGUCUCUCCUCUCCCUCGAACAAAUCUCCCGGCACAGCAGUGAACACUCCCAGCUCCGCCAAAGCCGACCUCAAACCAUGCUCCCUUCCUCCGCCGCAGGAGUUUGGGAAAGGCAACCCGUUCAUGCUGUUUCUGUGCCUGUCCAUCCUGCUGGAGCACCGGGAUCACAUCAUCAAGAACAGCUUCGACUACAACGAGCUGGCCAUGCAUUUUGACCGUCUGGUGCGGCGCCACAAUCUAAGCAGGAUCCUGCAGCGGGCCAAGGCCUUAUUUGCUGACUACCUGCAGAGCGAAGUGUGGGACUCAGAAGAAGGAGAUGAAGUCAGCUCUGACUCUCCGAUGUCCACCACUGCUGUCCCACAGUCUCCUUCCUCCAGUAUCUCAGCACGGCCCAUUUACAGCCCCCUGGCAUCGCCUCAGUCGUCCCCCAACUCCACCUACAAUCUCACAACAACCAUCCCAUCGCCCACAGCUUCUGUCCUGCCCACUUCCUGAUUCCGAACAUGGUCCCUCAGUGAAUCUAGGACACUUGAUUCCGUCUUUUGGAGCCCACCUGAUUUUCCCAAAGGCCUCAUAUAUUGAAAUGAUUAACAUUAUGUAAAUGCUUGAAGACAUUUAUGCCAGUAAUCACCUUCAUUUAUGACUAAGUUUUCUGUACUUGAAGAACAAUCCUGAGAGCAUGACAUGGGAACUCUCUUUUACAACUGGAAGCCGUGAAAGUUCAGCCGUCGGUGCAUUUGCUUCACCCCUUAAUGAUUGUAUUUACCACACACUAUUACUCAGUAGUCAAUGCUUUCUGUUGCUCAUGAGAACUUCACUGUCGGGGUGUUGCUGGUCUACCUUUAUCACUCAGCCACUUGGUGAACAAAUACUCUACACAAAGUAUUUCCUCUUGAAUGAACUCACUCACACCAGCAUUUAAAGUUUGUAGACCAAAACAAAGGAAAAAAAGACGUUUUCUCAUUGCUGUUUCUCCACUAUUGGACUUAAACUGAAUAAUAUUCACUGGCAUUGGAGGUCGGCCAUGUUUGAUACUUGGACAGAAGGGAAGCUUAACCCUUGUCUCGGUGACACACAACCCCUCCCAUUUGUUCCUCAUAUCCAGAUACUGAGCUUCUUUUUUUUUUAUCCUUUGGAACGCUUCAUGCAGUGACUCACGGAUCCCUGUCACCGUUUAUGUUGGAAGAAGGAGCAGCUUUACCAACGUGGUCAGAAUCUUGAUGAUGAAGUGCAAUAGACGCCGGUGUUGUUUUGCUGCUAGUUGCAUCAUUUUAUUUGUUUUACUGACCCUGGAGGAAAGUGAGGCCACACACAAGAGGUUUCAUUUCCGCUCAAGCACAACUUUAUUUUGUUUUUGAAGGAUAUCCAACCAGUGACCUUACCGUUUCUUUUUUUGUAAGCGUCAUGUCAAAGCCUGGAGGUGAUGCCAAGAGACUGUUGUAGUCCCUUAAACACACGCAUGUGCUGUACAUGAGCCAAAAAUAUCAAGGUGUCUUUUGUUCAUGUGACCAUGAGCUUUCUUUUUUUUGCUGUUUUGCACCCAGUAACACUAACUUUCUACAGGUUUCAUGUUGCUUAAGUGGCCUAUUGCGUCUGUGUACUUAAUUUAACCAGUUCCUCAACUUACUGAUUAAAGAAGGGGAAGAUUUUGUUCAACCUGUGUCUGUUUUACAUGACAAGAUUCAUUUCCAUACCACUGUACCACAUUACAUUUAAUA